AUGACCUCGACCUCUGAGCUCACGUUUGUCUUGGGGCGCUUUGUCGUUCACGGGGCCCGGACUAAGGCGGAAGACUGGGACGCGGAACGCUACUCCACCAACGCAGCCUUCGUCCCCGAGCUAGGCAAAAACCUUUUGGACUUACUAGCGCCAAGGGUCGGGGAACGCAUUCUGGACGUCGGGUGCGGGGAUGGCGUCUUGACCGCGGAGAUCAAGGCCAGGGGCUGCAGGGUGGUGGGCAUAGACUUCGCCCCCGACAUGGUCGACGCGGCUGCCAGAAAGGAUAUCGAAGCGUACGUCAUGGAUGCGUCGGCCAUCAACGCCCCGUUCCUCCUCGCGAAGCUCUCCGCCCACGACCACAACGACAACUGCAGCAGCCCUCCCUCGCCUCCGUCCCAAACGACAGCCACGGAGGGAGAUCCCGCCGCCCCGCUGCCCCCCCCCCACAGAGAGGGCAACAGAGCAGAGAGGGGAGAGGCGCCAGUGGCGUUCGACGCUGUGUUCACGAAUGCCGCUCUGCACUGGGUCAGGGCGCCGCAGACUGUGAUCGAGGGGGCCAAGCGGGUCCUGAGACCAGGGGGAAGGUUUGUGGGAGAGUUUGGAGGCCACGGAAACAUGGCGGCGGUCCGAGUUGCCAUGCACGCUGCCUUGUGGAGGAGAGGGGUGGAUCCCUUGGCCGUUGAUCCGUGGUACUUUCCGACGCCGCGCGAGUAUCGACAGCUGCUAGAGGCGGCCGGUUUUAUCGUCGAUGACGUUUGGCUCGUGCCGCGGCCCACAGUCCUGCCGGCGGGAACCGGCAUGCGUGGGUGGCUUUCCACCUUCACGAAGGCGUUCCUGAACGCGAUACCGGAGGAAGCUUCAAGCAACCGCGGCACGACCAAUGAGAACGGUCUGACCCAGACCAAGGCCACGGUGGUCGACGAGGCCCUCGCAGCCUUGCAGCCCGCGCUGCGAGACAAGGACGGCUUCUGGACCGCGGACUACGUGCGCCUACGCUUUAGGGCACACCUUCCUCACGACAGCGCCAGCGGCACGGGAGUGGAGAGAACAUAUUAAGGCUGAACAUAAGGGUUUGCUCGUGUUGUUAGUAUUUGGUCCCGCGAAGAAGCGCGGACGAAACGAGUAGUGCCGUCAAGUUCUGGCGCGCUCUCCCCCUGGUUGCUUUUUGGCUGUUUGGCAGAUAGGAAGC
Messenger RNA from Ectocarpus sp. CCAP 1310/34, 1189 nucleotides. The record is from the annotation of a GenBank genome assembly. NCBI's taxonomy places the organism in Eukaryota, Phaeophyceae, Ectocarpales, Ectocarpaceae.